This is a messenger RNA of Olea europaea var. sylvestris, 1709 nucleotides long. RefSeq names its product serine/threonine-protein kinase OXI1-like. Gene Ontology annotation, biological process: protein phosphorylation. Gene Ontology annotation, molecular function: protein serine/threonine kinase activity; ATP binding. The coding region runs from base 322 to 1509 and encodes 395 amino acids. The record is from RefSeq and is a predicted model, not a curated record. Gene Ontology annotation, cellular component: plasma membrane; nucleus; cytoplasm. Lineage: Eukaryota; Viridiplantae; Streptophyta; Magnoliopsida; Lamiales; Oleaceae. The transcript is spliced from 2 exons.
GGCGGGGCUCGUGCCAUUAAAAAAUGAUGCGGACCCUACAACACAGUGAAGGACUGUACAUGUACAGCACCAAAAAGUGCUGUACAAACAGCUUCUUCCUUCCUCGUAAGCAAGUACUUCAGCAUUUUUCUUUUCCGUAUAUUAUAUUCUUCAGCGCCCACUCUAAAUCCAAAUCUCCGCUUUACACUUGUCCAAAUUCGUCCUUGUGUCAAAGUUUUGAUCAAACAAGACCAACCUGAAAAUUUAUCCGCCGCGUAUUUACUGACAGAAUCCUCAACUGAAACUUCUUAAAUUUGUGGUUAGUUACCAGUCACCUCCGCCAUGGACGCCGGCGACCACCACGAAACACCUUCUCUAGACCUGAAGAAUCUGAAUGUAAUAUCCGUCCUGGGGCGUGGGGCGAAAGGUGUGGUUUUCUUGGUUCAAACAGAGAAUGGAGAAUUGCUUGCUUUAAAAGCAAUACUAAAAUCUUCAACUCAGAAUAACAGAAGAAUUUGCUUCGAAAGAGAAAUAUUGGACUCUUUAAAUUAUCCCCUUUUGCCUAAACUUCAUGGGGUUUUACAAACAGAAAAAAUUGUUGGAUAUGCUAUUGAUUACUGUCCCGGCCUUGAUCUUCAUUCUUUAAGGAAAAAACAAACUGAAAAAACCUUCUCCGACGAUAUUAUCAGAUUUUAUGCUGCAGAAUUGGUGUUGGCAUUGGAAUAUCUUCAUGGAUUGGGCAUUGUUUACAGAGAUUUGAAGCCAGAAAAUGUGAUGAUUCAAGAAAAUGGCCACUUAAUGUUAGUAGAUUUCGAUUUAUCAACAAAACUUUCUCCAAAAUCUCCAGAAGAUCAUUCUUCCACAAAAUCUAUGCCCAAAAUGGAGCCGAGGAAGAAAAAGAAAAUUCCACAUUUCUUCAAGUGCUGUGAAUCGGGGAUUUUGCCGGAGGACUCAGUCAAUCAGGUCGAACUUGGCGGUGACUCAAUGAAUUACGAGUCCGACUCGGUUCAGAAAUCCAACUCUUUCGUCGGGACGGAGGACUAUAUCGCGCCGGAGAUCAUAUUAGGCAACGGCCAUGAUUUUUCCGUCGACUGGUGGUGCUUAGGUAUCAUGCUGUACGAAAUGUUAUACGGCACGACGCCGUUUAAAGGCAUUGAUCGGAAAGACACUUUUCAUCGGAUUUUGUCGAAUAUGCCCAAUUUGACGGGAGAGUUGACGCCGUUGAGAGACCUAAUAGCGAAAUUGCUCGAGAAGGAACCGUUGAAGAGAAUUUCACUUAGGAAAAUCAAGGGCCACGAUUUUUUUAAGGCCGUUGAUUGGGACUUGAUCUUGGAUAUGGCAAGAACGCCGUUUAUUCCUGAACGGAAAGAUGCUGAGGACUUAAAAGGAAAUAAGAUAACGGAUGUGGAGCCUUAUGUGCAAGGAGUGUUUGAAGUAGCUGAGGAUGAGAAAAUGGAGAAUAAUAGGAAUUGGGUUGAAGAAUUGAAUCUUCCCAAUCAAGUUCAGAAUGACAAUUUUUUUAUUUUUUAAUUAAUCAAUAAGACAUGUUGAAAAUAAUCCUUUUUAGGAUUCCAUUUUAGUAUUAAAAGAUGUUUUCGUUCAAAUUUCAAAGUUGUAUAAAAUGAGAUAUAUGUAGGGAAGAUAAGAAGUCGAGUCGAGUUAACUCAUGUUACAAGCUUGCAUGUGCUCAUUUAGGGGGUUAGUCGAGCACGAACCAGCUCGUUUCAUAA